Messenger RNA from Rhinopithecus roxellana (golden snub-nosed monkey), 1769 nucleotides. RefSeq names its product leucine rich adaptor protein 1 like (gene LURAP1L). NCBI's taxonomy places the organism in Eukaryota, Metazoa, Chordata, Mammalia, Primates, Cercopithecidae. The transcript has 2 exons. Gene Ontology annotation, biological process: positive regulation of canonical NF-kappaB signal transduction. The record is from RefSeq and is a predicted model, not a curated record. The coding region runs from base 716 to 1396 and encodes 226 amino acids.
AGUUUCCGAGGCUCAGAGGAACACAAUGACUUGGAUCAAACAGCCUAAAUGGGAAGAAAGACAUUUUUCCUGCAUCAAGGAAGCCGUUAAACUCCUGCUAAGCUAACUAGCUCUUUUUUAUGCGUCCAUGCACAAGACUGAACUCCUCUUUCAGUGACCAGAGAUUAUUUCUGACAAUCCAGGAUAUCCCGAAAGCUUGGAGACAUAUGGCUGGAAAAUGAAACGACCCAGGACAUCGUUUCUGGCUGCAUCAUUAUUUUGUGUCGCGUAGUACCAGAUGGGCAGUCAGUGAGCGGCGCAGGGAUGUGAACGGACGGUUUUAUAAUGUGAAAAUUUUCCCUUGGUAAAGCUAAAACAGGUUUCAUUUCCCUCUCUUUUCUUUCACUACUUGCUUUAUUCGCCCUCUCUCUGCAAUAUCAGUGAACUCAACUUUGCAGUGAGGUGGCCAAAAAGAAAGAGAAUGAGGCGAUCUUGAUCAUCUUAGUGUCGGAGGAGUCGCAGCGGCCAGGGAACUGCAGCUGCGACCCCCCGCGUCCUGUGCGGAUUUCAGGGCUGACACCGCGAGGGUGGUUAUGGAAAGGACGGUACACCGGAGCCGCGGAGGAUAGAGACCCUGGAGCCCGGAGAGGUCUGCUGAUCUCGCAGCAGCCUUCGAGGCCGUGGCUGCCUCUCAUCUGCUGCGUUUUAUUACCAUUAUCGCCGUUCCCGAAAAGUCAUGGAAGACAGCCCGCUGCCAGACCUCAGAGACAUCGAGCUGAAGCUGGGGCGCAAAGUACCCGAGAGCCUAGUGCGCUCGCUCCGUGGGGAGGAGCCGGUUCCCAGGGAAAGGGACAGGGACCCCUGCGGGGGGAGCGGUGGUGGCGGCGGCGGUGGCUGCAGUAGCAGCAGCUGCUGCUGCAGCUUCCCUCCCUCCUUGUCGUCCUCCUCUUCGUCCUCCCCAACCUCUGGCUCCCCACGAGGUAGCCACUCUAGCGCCCUGGAGAGGCUAGAAACCAAGCUUCACCUCCUCAGGCAAGAGAUGAUUAACCUCAGAGCCACAGACGUCAGGCUCAUGCGCCAGUUGCUUGUAAUCAAUGAGAGCAUCGAGUCCAUCAAGUGGAUGAUUGAAGAGAAAGCCACCAUUACCAGCAGAGGCAGCAGCCUCAGUGGUAGCCUGUGCAGUUUGUUGGAGAGUCAGAGCACCUCCUUACGUGGCAGCUACAACAGCCUACACGAUGGCAGUGAUGGGCUGGAUGGCAUUUCCGUGGGAAGUUAUCUGGACACAUUGGCAGAUGAUGUCCCAGGCCAUCAGACCCCUUCAGACUUGGACCAAUUCAGUGACAGCUCCCUAAUAGAGGACCCACAGGCACUACACAAGCGUCCUAAAUUGGAUUCAGAAUACUACUGCUUUGGCUAGUGACACAGUUUUUUGCAUGGGACUGUUGUGCAAUUAACUUGUAUUUAUCCUUCUUCUCUGCUGCUAUAUUUUUGGUGUGAUUUUUAUUUUAAUAAGAUGAUCUUUUUAAAAGAAGCUGAUUUUGAAACUGCUUAAUGGUAUUUCUGUUGCUCCUAAUACUUCUCAUCUGAACUGAUUUAUUUUUCUCUGUUAUAUCUCUAUUUUUUAUUUAUUACAAUGAUUUUCUCCCUUCUUUUACAGUAGCACAAACAAAGUAGGGGGAAAAGUAUAAGCAAUAAUUAUGUUUUUGCUUUUGUUUUCAGAGGAAUGGGUCAGGGAUUACAAGAAAAACUUUGCUAAAUUUUACAAUAAACCGAAGUCUGAUAACAGUUAA